AUGAAAAGGAGAAGAAUCGAACGAUGCAUCUUCCAAUUUUUAAGCAAGUUAAAAUUUUACCUAAACAUAUGGCGAAAAAUAAAAAAUGUAAUAAAGUACCUCUUUGGAACCCUUAUCCUGAGGGAAAAGUUACACUUUAGCACGUACAGGAAGAGGAGAGUCUGUCCAAGUAUGACUCUCGUGUUGGAUUUAGACGAAACACUCAUUUAUUGUACAAAAAAGAAAAAGUUCAGUCAUCAGAAGGAGGUGGAUGUGUUAAUCAAUGGGAGGUACUUCUCCUUAUAUGUGUGUAAGAGGCCAUACCUAGACCUCUUCUUCUCCAUUCUGAACCCAUUUUUCGAAAUAGUCAUUUUUACAACUUCGAUAAAGUCCUAUGCCGAUACAGUGCUGAACAUAAUAGAUGUGGAUCACUACAUAGAUAAGAAAUUUUACCGAGAGGACUGCUUCGAAGUGAAUCAGAAGAUCUAUAUAAAGAAUCUGCAGAGCAUAAAAAAGGAGAUAUCCAAAAUGGUCCUAAUUGAUGAUUCCAAUGUAUCUGGUCUGAAAUAUCCAGAGAAUUUUUUCCCCAUAAAGAAAUGGCAAGGGGAUUUAAAUGACACGGAGUUACUAGACAUGAUCCCUUUUUUUCUCAACUUGAGGAAAGUGAGAGACGUCCGAUCUGUGUGUUCUUUUAGAUUAAAAUCUCAGAAGGAGAUAACCAAAUUGUUUCAUACCGUUCCGUCGAAGCAGAUUAAGUACCUAACUGAUCGGGGUAGUAACUUUCUGUACUCUCCCUCUCUUGCCUUUCAAGCGAUCAAUUAUUUGAAAAUCUUUAUGAAUCGGUUCAGGUAUGCCAGCUCCAAAAAGCAGUGGAAUGAAUUGGGCAAGAAGAUUAACAGCAAAUUGAAGUCCUACCCCUUUUCCCUGUCCAAGCUCAAAGGCUCCAGUGACGACGAGCAUAGGAAGCGCCACCGGAAGCAAGCGGCCAAGAAGGGGCAGCAGUAG
Messenger RNA from Plasmodium inui San Antonio 1, 984 nucleotides. RefSeq lists its product as hypothetical. The record is from RefSeq and is a predicted model, not a curated record. The coding region runs from base 1 to 984 and encodes 327 amino acids. The transcript has a single exon. Gene Ontology annotation, molecular function: phosphoprotein phosphatase activity. Lineage: Eukaryota; Apicomplexa; Aconoidasida; Haemosporida; Plasmodiidae.